GGCAGGCUUUCAGUUUAUUUCCCGGCCGUCUGUGCGGCGUCCCAGCGGCAGCGGGGGAGUUGUAGGUGUUGUGGCCGCAGGCUCACGGGGAGGCCGAGAAGGCGCAAGCCGGGGACACCUUCUGUCCUCCCCGAUGCCCGCAGUUUUUUGAGAAUUCUCACGAAGUUGCCCGGGCUGGAUUCGAAGUUCCUCAUCCUCUCGCCUCGGCCUCCUGAAUGCUGAGAUUACAAGCAUCUGCCAUCGUGCUCAGCUGUGCAUACCUCUUUUUAAAGCAGCUUUAUUAAAGUAAUGAUACAGAAGAAACUGUCUCCCUGUGUUGCCCAGGCUGGCCUUGAACUUGUGGCAGUCCUCCUGCGUCAUCCUCCCAAGUGCUGGGAUCACAGGUCUGUUUGCUUUGAGGAGGAGCUUCAGACUGUCCCACAGCAAAAGGGAUGGGAUCAGAGAACAGUGCUUUGAAGAGCUAUACAUUGAAAGAACCACCAUUUACUUUACCCGCUGGACUUGCUGUUUAUCCUGCUGUACUGCAAGAUGGCAAAUUUGCUUCAGUUUUUGUGUAUAAGAGAGAAAAUGAAGACAAGGUUAAUAAAGCUGCCAAGCACUUGAAGACCCUUCGUCACCCUUGCUUGCUAAGAUUUUUAUCUUGUACUGUGGAAGCAGAUGGCAUUCACCUUGUCACUGAGCGAGUGCAGCCUCUGGAAGUGGCCUUGGAAACGUUGUCUGCCGCAGAGGUCUGUGCUGGCAUUUAUGACAUACUGCUGGCUCUGGUCUUCCUUCACGACAGGGGACACCUAACACACAACAAUGUCUGCUUAUCAUCUGUGUUUGUGAGUGAAGAUGGGCACUGGAAACUGGGAGGAAUGGAGACUGUUUGUAAAGUGUCUCAGGCCACACCAGAGUUUCUGAGGAAUAUUCAGUCAGUACGAGGCCCAGCAUCUGUCCCUCCUGAAGAGAUGUCUCCAGAAUUCACAGCUCUCCCAGAGUCUCAUGGACACGCUCGGGAUGCCUAUUCGUUUGGGACAUUGGUCGAAAGCUUGCUCACAAUCUUAAACAAGCAGGUUUCAGCGGACGUUCUCUCCAGCUUUCAGCAGAUCUUGCACACAGCCCUGCUGAAUCCCAUCCCACACUGUCGGCCUGUGCUCCGCACCUUACUGUCCCAUGACUUCUUCAGAAAUGAUUUUCUAGAAAUUGUGAAUUUCUUGAAAAGCUUAACACUGAAGAGUGAAGAGGAAAAAACGGAAUUCUUCAAAUUUCUGCUGGACAGAGUCAGCUGCUUGUCAGAGGAAUUAAUAGCUUUGAGGUUGGUGCCGCUUCUGCUUAAUCAGUUGGUGUUUGCAGAGCCAGUAGCUGUCAAGAGUUUUCUUCCUCAUCUACUUGGCCCCAAAAAAGACACUGAACAGGGAGAAACCCCUUGCUUGCUCUCGCCGGCCUUGUUCCAGUCUCGGGUGAUCCCUGUGCUCCUCCAGUUGUUCAAGGUUCACGAGGAACAUGUGCGGAUGGUGCUGCUGUCUCAUUUUGAGGCCUAUGUGGAGCACUUUACUCAGGAGCAGCUGAAAAGAGUCAUCUUGCCACAGGUGUUACUGGGCCUGCGUGACACCAGCAGUUCCAUUGUGGCAGUUAGUCUUCAUAGCCUUGCAGUGCUGGUCUCUCUCCUUGGACCAGAAGUGGUUGUGGGAGGACAAAGAACCAAGAUCUUCAAACGUACUGCCCCAAGUUUCACUAAAAUGACUGACCUUUCCCCAGAAGAUUCUCCCAGGCACGUGGUCUGCAGCCAGCACAGUCAGAUCUUGCCCGCCUUGGAGAGUCCCUCUGCUAGCACAUUCCCAAAAGGUUUCUCCUCUGGCAACCUCCCCAUCAACAGCAAGGAGCACAUACAGCAAGAUUACUACGGUGAUCAGUUUUCUCAGUCUAUUAAAUUUCGCAUGAAUGGAAUCUCAGAUAUGAAAAAUACUUCAGGGAACACUGAAAAUCUUUCUUCAGUCUCUAAAAAGUCUGAGGAGUGGCCUGACUGGAGUGAGCCUGAGGAGCCGAAGAACCCAACUGUCAAUAUGCACGUUUGGCCUGGAGAACCCUGUGAUACUGCUGAGUCCCAGUGCACUGACCUGAUUACAGAACCAGUAGGUUGGGAAGACUGUGCGCCUAGGAGCUUAAGUACUCAGAUAAGCCCAGGACCCCGUGUCUCUGCAGCCCUGCCUGGUACCUCUGGGGAGCAAAAGCCCACUGCUGCUUUGCCUUCAUUCACUGAACCAGCUAAGCCUCUGAAAUCAAGUCCACCCCCAAAGACCAGUCUUGUGCAAAGCACAGAAGACCCAGACCAGGCCAAGCCACCAAAAGGGUUGUCACAAGAAAGGCCUCUUAAAAUUCAGUCAGAACUUGGUUUAGGAGAAGAGUUUACCAUCCAGGUUAAAAAGAAGCCAGUACGAGAUCCUGAGUUGGACUGGUUUGCUGAUAUGACUCCAGAAAUUAAGCCUUCAGCCGCUUUUCUUAUUUUACCUGAACUGAGAACAGAAAUGGUGGUCCCUAGCAAGGAUGAUGAUGUCUCACCAGUGAUGCAGUUUUCCUCAAAAUUUGCUGCAGCAGAAAUAACUGAGGGAGAGGCUGAAGGCUGGGGAGAAGAAGGGGAGCUGAACUGGGAAGAUAGUAACUGGUGACAAUGGCCGUGAGUUAAAACUUUAGGAAGGUUUCCUUUAAAAAAAAAAAAUGAAUACCUCAGAUGCAGGCUGUAUGGACAAAAAAAUCCCAAAGCUGCCUCCUCCUUUCCCUGUCCCACGAGUUCUGUUUCCAGUCUGUGCCAACUGCGUUGGGAGACCGUGCUGACGCUUGAGUGCUGGCUGAGCCCAGGUGGCCAAGGGCUCAUAGGACUGCUUCUAGGAGGGAGAGCCUUCGUGCAUUCAGCCGAGCCCAGUGUCCACGAAGAGCAAGGAGCUGGGGAAAGGCUGAUUUACUGCUUUAAAAAAGCAAGAAAAUAAAUAUAAAAAGUCAAGCUGG
Messenger RNA from Heterocephalus glaber (naked mole-rat), 2985 nucleotides. RefSeq names its product SCY1 like pseudokinase 3 (gene Scyl3). Lineage: Eukaryota; Metazoa; Chordata; Mammalia; Rodentia; Bathyergidae. Gene Ontology annotation, molecular function: protein kinase activity; ATP binding. The record is from RefSeq and is a predicted model, not a curated record. Gene Ontology annotation, biological process: protein phosphorylation.